Messenger RNA from Capra hircus (goat), 1413 nucleotides. It is a transcript of the gene CNPY3, whose product is annotated as canopy FGF signaling regulator 3. The transcript has 6 exons. Bases 118 to 966 code for a protein of 282 amino acids. NCBI's taxonomy places the organism in Eukaryota, Metazoa, Chordata, Mammalia, Artiodactyla, Bovidae. Gene Ontology annotation, molecular function: signaling receptor binding. Gene Ontology annotation, cellular component: endomembrane system. The record is from RefSeq and is a predicted model, not a curated record.
UGCCCUGGUUACGCCGAGGCACGUGUGCAGUCCCGGAAGCGGCUCAGGGAAGCUGCCCAGCGCGCGCAGCCGGAGGAAGCACAGCCCCGGUCCGCUCGGGUCGGGUCCGGCUGGGCCAUGGAGCCGUUACCUGAGCCCGCGUCCGGGCCCCGACCCAGGCCCCACCGUCUUAUGCUUCUUUCCCUGCUAUUGCUGCUGCUGCUGCUACUGCCGGCCCCGGAGCUGGGCCCCAGGCAGGCCCGAGCCGAGGACACCGACUGGGUUCGACUGCCCAGCAAAUGCGAAGUGUGUAAAUAUGUCGCUGUGGAGCUGAAGUCAGCCUUUGAGGAAACUGGCAAGACCAAGGAGGUGAUCGACACAGGCUAUGGCAUCCUGGACCGGAAGGCCUCAGGCGUCAAAUAUACCAAGUCGGACUUAAGGUUAAUUGAAGUCACGGAGACCAUUUGCAAGCGGCUCCUGGACUACAGCCUGCACAAGGAGAGGACCGGCAGCAACCGAUUUGCUAAGGGCAUGUCAGAGACCUUUGAGACGCUGCACAACCUGGUGCACAAAGGGGUCAAGGUGGUGAUGGACAUCCCCUACGAGCUGUGGAACGAGACCUCGGCAGAGGUGGCCGACCUCAAGAAGCAGUGCGACGUCCUGGUGGAGGAGUUCGAGGAGGUGAUCGAGGACUGGUACAGGAACCACCAGGAGGAGGACCUGACUCAGUUCCUCUGCGCCAACCACGUGCUGAAGGGCAAGGACGCCAGCUGCCUGGCAGAGCAGUGGUCUGGCAAGAAGGGGGACACAGCCGCCCUGGGAGGCAAGAAAUCCAAGAAGAAGAGUGGCCGGGCCAAGGCCUUGGGCAGCGGUGGCAGCAAACAGAGGAAGGAGCUGGGCGACCUCGACGGAGACCCCAGCCCCGAGGAGGACGAGGGCAUCCAGAAGGCUUCCCCGCUCACACACAGCCCCCCUGACGAGCUCUGAGCCUAACCCAGCAGCUCCUGCUGACCGAGAGCCUGAGCUGGGAGCCCAAGGGUCUGGGCCCCCGGCUCCCGCAGAUGGAGCAGUGCGGGGUCUCAGUGGUGUCUGCCUGGCUGGUGCCGCCUCCUGCCGUGGAAACUCCAGCCCCAGGAGAACUCGGAUCAGCUGCGGGCAGCCCAGGCCGGCCUCUUCCCUCUGCCCAGCGUUCCUCUCCCGACCCAGACUUCAGGCGGGCCUCGUGAUCUCAGGACUGCCCAGGACUCCAGUGUGAACUCCAGUGGGCAGGUGUUGAGCUGGACCCAGGACUGGGGCUCCAGAGCCCCCUACCACCUCGCUCCUCCAGCACCAGCUCCUCCUCUCCGUACCCCCUCUUCCUGGGGACACCUUGUGCUCUGCCCGGCCCUCCCCUGGGGCUCACAGAGUAAAACCUUUCGGCCUUUUUCAUUCAGA